This is a messenger RNA of Cololabis saira (Pacific saury), 1204 nucleotides long. RefSeq names its product dynein light chain Tctex-type 2B (gene dynlt2b). The coding region runs from base 90 to 452 and encodes 120 amino acids. Gene Ontology annotation, cellular component: cytoplasm; cytoplasmic dynein complex. The record is from RefSeq and is a predicted model, not a curated record. Gene Ontology annotation, molecular function: dynein intermediate chain binding. Gene Ontology annotation, biological process: microtubule-based movement. Lineage: Eukaryota; Metazoa; Chordata; Actinopteri; Beloniformes; Belonidae. The transcript has 5 exons.
CCAUGGCAACGGUGAAACGGUGAAACUCGGAACAGCCGCCUGCGUUUCUGUGAUUCUUGCUGUUUUCUACAUUUAUUUAUCAAUUCGUCAUGGACGGCUCCGAUACGUAUCUCAUACGACCUAAUUAUCAGCACAAGUUUAAGCCUGCCAUUGUUAAGGAGUAUAUUCGUGAAAUAGUGAGGGAGCAGCUGUCUGGAGUGCAGUACGACCCAGAGAACGUCCCUGAGCUGACCCGUUCGCUGGCAGACUGCGUAAAGGACAAGGUCAAGAGUGCUGGAUUUGACAAGUAUAAGCUUGUCGUUCAAGUGGUGAUCGGAGAACAACGAGGACAAGGAGUGAAGAUGUCCUCUAAGUGUUUGUGGGACACUGACACGGACAGCUGUGCUGAAGAUGUUUUCAUGAAUGACAGCUUGUUCUGUGUGGUGACCGUUUUUGGCAGCUAUAUGUACUGAAGACCUGGAUAAAAGGACUUUUAUAUGAAGUUAGAUGAGGUGAACUUUGUGAGACAGCUUACAGUCGCCAUUUCAGACUAUAGUUCUGUACUUCGCUCUGUUCGCUCUCAGGCAACAGAGAUGGACUUGGACACUGGAACCCAAGAGAGAAGAAAUGUAAUGUUAAGGAGGACUUUUUCCAUCUUUACAUUGGAUUGUGGAAAUAUAUAAAGUAUAUUUUAUGCAUCUACAGUGCACUACUUCAGUGGGCAUCUACAGUGCCCUUCAGAUUAAGGGUGUAAUGAUAUUUCUGAGUACCGGUAAGUAACUUCUGGACACUACCUUUUUGAUAGAAAACCGACAUUUGUACCUAAAUAACUUUAUUUUAGGUCAGUAAUUUAAAUUACUGUUGUCAAGAUAAAUGACAAGCUUUACUUUUGUUUCUUCACAUGUAAAAAUGUGUUUAUUUUUGCUAUUUUGUGAGAGCAGCCAACCUCCAUUUCAUUAAAAGCAUCUCAUCCCUUUUACUUACAGACUUUAUUUACAGGCUAUCAUGAUAUUGUAAGAUUCUCUGCAGCAUGUGGUAAGUUUGCACACAUUCCUACAUUUUGCUCAUUCAUACCAACACCAUGCCUAAUUUUCAUAUUCAAGUUGAAGAUUUCUAAAAAGGAGAAAGGUAAAAACUUACUUAUCCAGGAAGUGUAAUUUGAGGUCCACACAAUCGUUUUAGGGAGUCAGACAAAGUUGCAACCUUUUAGUAAUAGGUCCUCAUC